Molecule: messenger RNA, 20664 nt
Organism: Strongylocentrotus purpuratus (purple sea urchin)
Lineage: Eukaryota; Metazoa; Echinodermata; Echinoidea; Camarodonta; Strongylocentrotidae
Exons: 100
Coding region: 349-20664 (6771 amino acids)
Cellular component (GO): extracellular region
Molecular function (GO): protein binding; chitin binding
Source: RefSeq, a predicted model, not a curated record
GGUCCGCUGGCCUAGAUUAUAUGUUCGUGUACCGUUAGUGUAGAAAUUACGCGUGCCAUUACGAAAGACCUAAGCUGCGACAUUGAAACGGUCUUGAAACUUAUGUGACUUUUAUGAACAAAACAAGGAAAACCGUACUGCAAAGCGACAGUGGAACUGUAUGUGAAGAAGGACGACACUAUCGGAUUUAUAUAUUUUGGAAUAAUAUUUGCUGAAUUUAACUCGCAGAUGGUUGAUGUUUUGAAGUGAAAAGCGUGAAUGACAUGACGGCAAACGUUAUCUUUUAUUAUUGAUGUUGGAAUAGCGAAGCGGCGAAAACACCGUAAGCUCGCCCAAAAUCGCCCUAAAAUGGCUCUGUUUGAGCCAGGAGGGUCUGUAAAGUGGAUGCAGUCAUCGUGGUAUAUGUAUUUCGUGGUUUUUGUUCUCUGCCUCUCAAUAUCAGGGGCGACUGCAGAAUGCAACUGCACAUCUGACUGUGUAGUAGACUGUCCUAGUGGCCAGUAUUCCAACUCAUCGGGGGAUUGUUUACAGUGCCCACCAGGAUUUUAUUGUGAUGGAGGCACACAGGCUCCCUUGCCCUGUGGUUCAGGGACGUUUAACUCCGACCCUGGCGGAUCAGAUCUAAUUGAUUGCUCGGCAUGUCCAAGCGAUGGGUACUUCAGUCUUGCAGGGGCGGAGACCUGUACACUAUGCCCAGCUGGCAGCAAAUGCAAUUCAUCGACCGGCACCAUGACAGCAUGUUCUGACGGUCAGUACUCUCUGGCCGGGGAUAUGACCUGCUUGGAAUGCCCAGAUGGGUUGUACUGCCCAUCGGUCUACAAUGAACCCAUGAUAUGUCCGAGUGGACACGUGCCCUUUUCUAACCAGACUGGAUGUGAAGAAUGUGGUGCAGGCACCUACGCCUAUAAUGGAACAGUCUCGUGUCAGCAAUGUCCACCAGGCUACAAGUGUCCAACCGCUGGCCUUGAUGGACCUAUUCAAUGCGCUACAGGUUACUUUUCAAGUGCGGCUGGUUCUGACACCUGUAGCCAGUGCACACAAGGCUAUUACUGUAAUUCCACAACACAGACAAUCUGUGAGGUUGGGUAUUAUAGCAAUGCAGGAGCUACAUCUUGUACAGGGUGUCCAGAUGGAUAUUCAUGCAGUGGCCCUGAAGGUCCUGUGGAAUGUCUGGCUGGAACCUAUGCAGGUAGCGGAAGCGAUAGCUGUGCAGCCUGUGAGGCAGGGUUCUACUGCCCUCUGAAUGGAACAACCAUGCAUAUUCAAUGUCCUGAUGGGUAUUAUGCCUCUGGGUCGAACUCUAAGGCCUGCACAGAAUGCACUGCAGGAUAUUACUGCACACCAUCAUCAAUCGCGCCCUGUGCCGCUGGAUACUACAGCAAUGUUGGAGCAGAGUCAUGCUUGCAAUGUCCUGGAGGCUACUCUUGCAGCGGAACAGCAGAACCAGUCCAAUGCCUGGAAGGAACCUACAGUUUUAACGGAACUGAGAGCUGUACUCAAUGUGAUGCAGGGUUCUACUGUCCUUUGAACGGGACGAUUGAACAGAUUCAGUGCCCUGAUGGCUACUAUAAUCCCGGAAGCAGUCCAGAAUCCUGUAUGCCAUGUGCAGCGAAUUCUUACUGUACACCUUCUAGCCAAGUCUCUUGCGAUGAAGGGUACUACAGCGAGGCAUUGGCCACUUCUUGCAGUUCUUGUCCUGGUGGCUUUGAAUGUCCUGGAGGAGGUGCAGCUGCAAGCCAGUGUGAUGAAGGUUUUUAUGCUCGUAAUGGCAGUGCUGCCUGCAGCCGUUGUGAUGUCGGACACUACUGUCCUGUCAGUGGAACAAUUGAGCCUAUCAUCUGUCCUGGGGGUUACUAUUCUAAUUCCACUGGAGCUUCGCAAUGCGUCAUUUGUGAUGCUGGUUACUAUUGCACCCCAUCUUCAAUUACACCAUGUGCCGCUGGAUACUACAGCAAUGCUGGAGCAGAGUCAUGCUUGGAAUGUCCUGGAGGCUACUCUUGCAGCGGAACAGCAGAACCAGUACAAUGCCUUAAAGGAACCUACAGUUUCAAUGGAAGCGAAAGCUGUACUCAAUGUGACGCAGGGUUCUACUGUCCUUUGAACGGGACGAUUGAACAGAUUCGGUGCCCUGAUGGCUACUAUAAUCCCGGAAGCAGUCCAGAAUCCUGUAUGCCAUGUGCAGCAGAUUAUUACUGUACACCUUCUAGCCAAGUCUCUUGCGAUGAAGGGUACUACAGCGAGGCAUUGGCUACUUCUUGCAGUCCUUGUCCUGGUGGCUUUGAAUGUCCUGGAGGAGGUGCAGCUGCAAGCCAGUGUGAUGAAGGUUUUUAUGCUCGUAAUGGCAGUGCUGCCUGCAGCCCUUGUGAUGUCGGACACUACUGUCCUGUCAGUGGAACAAUUGAGCCUAUCAUCUGUCCUGGGGGUUACUAUUCUAAUACCACUGGAGCUUCGCAAUGCGUCAUUUGUGAAGCUGGUUACUAUUGCACCCCAUCUUCAAUUACACCAUGUGCUGCUGGAUACUACAGCAAUGCUGGAGCAGAAUCAUGCUUGCAAUGUCCUGGAGGCUACUCUUGCAGUGGAACAGCAGAACCAGUCCAAUGCCUGGAAGGAACCUACAGUUUUAACGGAACUGAGAGCUGUACUCAAUGUGAUGCAGGGUUCUACUGUCCUUUGAACGGGACGAUUGAACAGAUUCAGUGCCCUGAUGGCUACUAUAAUCCAGGAAGCAGUCCAGAAUCCUGUAUGCCAUGUUCAGAAGGUUAUUACUGUACACCUUCUAGCCAAGUCUCUUGCGAUGAAGGGUACUACAGCGAGGCAUUGGCCACUUCUUGCAGUUCUUGUCCUGGUGGCUUUGAGUGUCCUGGAGGAGGUUCAGCUGCAAGCCAGUGUGAUGAAGGUUCUUAUGCUCGUAAUGGCAGUGCUGCCUGCAGCCCUUGUGAUGUCGGACACUACUGUCCUGUGAGUGGAACAGUUGAGCCCAUCAUCUGUGCAGAUGGCUACGUCUCCAACACCACAGGAGCCUCUGAGUGCACCCAAUGUGAAGCAGGUUACUUCUGCGACCCGACCUCCCAGACCCCUUGUGACCCAGGCUCUUCCAGUUCUGCCGGUGAAACAUCCUGUACAACCUGUCCUGGUGGUUAUGAGUGCCCUGGAGAUGGGGCUCUUGCUGCUAUUUGUGAUUCAGGUUACUACGCCCUUAACGGAAGCUCCUCGUGCAAGGAAUGCGAGAUAGGUUUCUUCUGCCCCGUCUCAGGAACAGUUGAGCGGAUCGCUUGCACCACAGGUUACUAUGCCAACGAGACCGCAUCACAGUCUUGCGAGCAGUGCCCUGAGGGGUACCGUUGCACCUCAUCCCACCUGAGUCCUGUCAUCUGCCCUCGCGGGUCCUACGCACUGGCAGGGUCCACGUCAUGUACUUCAUGCGGGGAUAGCGAAUAUGCAGAUAGUACAGGUCUAUCAUCGUGUAUGGCAUGCCCAGAAGGGUACUCUUGUAACAGCACUAUGGCAUCACCUCAAAUAUGUGCACCGGGAACAUACAGCCCUGAAGCCAGCAAGUAUUGUUUAGAAUGCCCCGAUGGAAGCUACAUGGAUUUACCAGGCCAAGCGUCCUGUGCUGCAUGCCCUGCUGGCUCUGCGUGUUUGGACAAAACAUCAGUCCCCAGCCCGUGUCCGGAUGGCUAUUACUCUCUGGCCAACGCCACCACCUGUAUCCCGUGUCCAGGGGGCUACCAGUGCACCGUCCAGUCAUCUGACCCCGUGCUCUGUACAGCUGGAACCUACGCGCCCAACGGUAGCGUGGCGUGCCAGGACUGCAUUGUGGGCUUCUACUGCCCUGUUGAUGGAUUAGUGGAACCAAUCGGAUGUAUUGAUGGGACAUUCAGCAACGAUACCAAUGCUAUUGGCUGUAUGGUCUGCCCGGCUGGGUCUGAAUGCUUUGACCACUACUCAACCCCUUCUCCCUGUUCAGAGACGUACUACUCCCUAGGGGGCAACUCCACAUGCACCAUCUGCCCCGCCGGAUACAGAUGCCCCACGACUGAUGCUGAACCGAUCAUAUGCCAAGCCAGUCAAUAUGCGAGCCUUGGACAAACAUCCUGCGAAGACUGUCCUAAGGGAUCGUACUGCCCGUACGACGGGUCUAGCGCUCCCACAGUGUGUUCGGCCGGCUGGUAUGCAGAUUCUCUUGGAAAUGCGAACUGUACUGAAUGCCCAAUGGGUUACCAGUGUGCUGACGAAACGAAGGCUCCUCAGGCCUGUCCUCCGGGUUACUACACAGAUCAGACAGGACAAGAGACAUGUAUCACGUGUGCUGCAGGGACCUACCAGACCGCGUCGACCCAGACGAGCUGUAUUGAGUGCCCCGCUAACUUCCGCUGCUCAAACAAUACCCAAGAACCCAUUGCAUGCGAGGCUGGCUUUUUUUCAACAAGUGGGUCAACCAGCUGUGCGUCUUGUCCUAUUGGUCAAGCAUGUGGGUCUUCAGGUCAAGGGUUAUGUCAGGUCGGUGAGUACUCCAACGGCACCGACUGUCUGCCCUGCCCCCAGGGAUUCAUGUGCCCCUCGCCGUUGGGCAACCCCCAAGCCUGCCCCAGCGGUACUUACCAAGACACCACAGGCAAAUCCACCUGUUACCUUUGCCCUGGUGGUUCCUCCUGCCUCUCGGUCAGCGGGUCUCCGACAGCUUGUGACCCCGGCUACUACAGUCUUAGCGGUCAGCAGGUAUGUAGCGUAUGUCCGGAGGGGCAGUGGAGCGAGGAGGGCGUGUCGUCCUGCAGCAUUUGUCCGGCCGGUCAGGAGUGCCUGAACGGGUCGGCUAGGAUACAGCCGAGGAACUGCACAGCAGGGACGUAUGCGGCGCAGGGUGUGGGUAUCUGUACCCCUUGUCCACUUGGAAUGUACAGCCUGGAGCAGGCUUCGUCAUGUACCCCAUGCCCAACAGGGUCUCUGUGUCUGGUAGCCAGCGAUUUACCAGCUACAUGCCCCAAUGGAACAUACAGUGGACUGGGAGAGGGAACAAUGUGCACUGACUGUCCAGCUGGUUUCUAUUGCCCUGACCCUGUCAACGUUCCCCAGCCGUGCCCCUACGGGACGUACUCUUCGGCCAGGAACGACUCCUGCACACCGUGUCCAGAGGGAAUGUCUUGCCUCGACCCUGCAGAUGCUCCAGCGGCUUGCGACAGUGAAUACUACAGUCCUGAGAUGAUUCCAAUGUGUCUCCUGUGCCCUGCCGGUUUAAGCUGCUCCCUCGGCUCAACAGCUAACUGUACUGAGGGAGAGUACAGCCUUGCGAGCGAGGCCACCUGCACUGCUUGCCCCUCUGGGUACGCCUGCCCCUUCACUGACCAGCCCCCUGUGGCCUGUGCGUUCGGUCAGUCGACCAACGGGUCAAGGGGCCAUACGGAAUGCUCUGAUUGUCCGGCUGGCAUGUACUGCUCUGAUCCAUCACUGGCGCCAGGUAUAUGCGCAGCGGGAUCCUACAGUUUGGCCCUCUCCACCGCCUGUAUCAACUGCCCUGCUGGCUAUGCCUGUGCCAACACUGACGACGCCCCCACCGCCUGUGAACCGGGCUACUACUCAGUGGCAGCCCAGACGUCUUGUACCCCGUGCCCAGAGGGCCAGGCGUGCCCUUCGACCUCUGACCCCACAGCUGCCGUGAAUUGCCUUGAAGGCUCCUACUCUCUUGGCAACCAAUCCACCUGUACCAUCUGCCAGCCCGGUUAUAUCUGUCCAAACACCACGACCGAUGCUUACAUAGCCUCCUGCCCUGAAGGAGCUUACGCUAGACUGGGGGCAGCCUACUGCACGACGUGCCCCGCCGGCUGGCAGUGCCCGCUGGCAGACGGGAGCGGCAAUGCAAAGUGUGGUGCAGGUUAUUUCUCUGAGGGCGGACUAAUUGAGUGCCACGCCUGUCCAGCAGGAUACCAAUGUCCAUCCACAUCGGUCAACAGCUCCGUUCCCUGUGGCAUUGGCUACUACUCUGACGCUGGAGCACAGUCUUGCACAAGAUGUCCGCCCGGCAAGGAAUGUCCAGACCGUGAUGAUUCUUCCACCGUCGCUGAUUGCGAGGAGGGCUACUACAGUGGAGGUGGUCAAGAGAGCUGUACAAUCUGCCCCGCUGGAAAGGCUUGCCCUUACACGUCCAGCACAUACCAGAAGUCAUGCACAGAAGGCUACUAUGCAGUAGCAGGCUCAACGGAAUGUACUUCAUGUCCUGCAGGAGAGUUCUGUAAUGACACAAAGACUUCACCCGAAACCUGUCCAGAUGGAUAUUACAGUGAAGGUUUGCAGUCGGCCUGUACGCCUUGCCCCAUUGGCUACUACUGCCCGAUGGCGGAUGCGGCACCUGUCAUCUGCGAUGCUGGUUACUAUAGCAACCAGUCUAGCUCAGCUUGCGACACCUGUGAUCCAGGCUAUGCUUGCUCAGAAGGAUCGACCAGCCGCACACCAACAGAAGGACUCUGUAAACAAGGUUAUUACUGUGAAGAUGGACUUAACGAGCUUGCGUGUCCGGCCGGUACUUAUGGGAACAGGACCAACGCAGCCACAGCAGAGGAAGGGUGUGCUGCAUGCCCAGAAGGUUAUUUCUGUCCUCAGGAUCCUGUCAUUGGGACCCCCACUGUGGAGUACUUGUGCCCCCGCGGGUAUUUCUGUGAGUUCUCUACCGAGACAUCCACCGAACACCCCUGCGAGGCCGGCUCCUAUGGUACGGACCUCGGAUUUACGAGUCAAGACGACUGUUCAAACUGCCCCAUUGGGUACUACUGCCCUGCAGGUACCAGUUUGCCACGAGCUUGUCCCAAGGGUUACUACUGUCCUGAGGGCACUGGGGCAGGUGGCGACUACCCUUGCCCAGAUGGUACAUUCACAGAAGUGGAAGGAGCCGAAUCUCAAACGGAAUGCAAGACUUGCCCUGCUGGUUACUACUGCCCAUCGGGUACCGACACACCCCAGGCCUGCCCUGCUGGCACCUUCAAUCCCUCUGUUGGGCAGAAUGAGGAAACCGACUGUACCGACUGUACCGCCGGUUACGCCUGCACAACCAUUGCCUUGGUAGAGCCUGAUACCUUCUGCUACCCUGGGUACUUUUGUCCACUAGGAAGUGACAGUCCUAACGCUGCUGCAAACGCUUGCCCAGCUGGAACGUUUAAUGACUUUCACAAUCUGACCGCAGCCUUCCAGUGUGACACCUGCGAAGAAUCGUUUGCUUGUUAUGAAGGUACGGGCGGUAUCCAACAGCCUCCUUCGGUAUGCGCCGAGGGUCACUACUGUCCAGCAGGUACUCAGCACUCUGACCAGUACCCCUGUCCAGCUGGCUCCUGGACCAACCAAACCAAUCUGAAAUCAGUUGAAGAAUGCUACGAAUGUCCCAGAGGAUACUACUGUUUAGAAGCAUCAACAGAACCGACUGCACAGUGCCCAACAGGACACUACUGUCCAGCAGGGACCCAGUCAGCCAACCAGUAUCCGUGCCAUGCCGGCUCCUACUCCAAUGACGAGGGGAACAUCAGAUGGGAGCAGUGCGUUGAUUGUACGGAGGGCCACUACUGCCCAGAAGGCUCAUCGUUACCAACAGCAUGCCCAGCUGGAACUUUCCGUGAGGAAGAAGAAGGCCAGAGUGAAUCAGACUGUUCUACAUGCACGGACGGUCACUAUUGUAAUGGAACAGGCAACGUUGAACCAGCUGAAUGCUCCAAAGGAACAUAUUCUGACUGGGGAGCCACUGAUUGUACCACGUGUGAGGCGGGUUACUACUGCGAUGUACGAGCCACCACACAAGACAACAUGUACGCCUAUAAGAUCUGCCCUGCCGGAGUCACCUGUGACUACGGACGCACCACUGCUCCAGAUCUCUUUAGCAACGCUUGCGUGGCCGGCUCAUACUGCUUGAGUGGAGAUAAGGACCCGUUCCCCCGACACUGUCCCAACGGAACCUACAGCGAUGAGACGGGUCUGAUCCAGGAAUCUGAAUGCCAGACCUGUCCUGCAGGGCAGUACUGCAAUCCCACAGGACUCACAUCACCAGCGGGCGACUGUCCAGGUGGUUAUUACUGUCCCGCGGGAACGGCCGAUCCUUACGAGAACCCCUGCCCGGCGUCCUUCUACCUCAACGCAAGUGCUGGUGAAGACUCGCAAGGAUGUACCCUUUGUAUCGCUGGUUACUACUGUCCAACGGAAGGUCUAUCGUGGCCCUUGGAAUGCACACAGGGAUCCUUCUGCCCCGCCGGCAGUCAGUUCCCCCAGCCCUGCCCCACCGGUACCUACGGUAACUCCACCCUCCUGCGUCGCAGCGAGGACUGCACACCCUGUCCGGGUGGCUAUUACUGCGAGGGUGCAGGCAACCUGGAACCCACGGAUGUAUGCGAUGCUGGCUUCUACUGCUCCUGGAAAGCUGUGUCAUCUGCUCCUGUUGAUGGCUUUACUGGAGGUGUCUGUCCACCGGGAGGCUACUGCCCUGCUGGUACGGCGUUCCCUGCCAACUGCCCUCUAGGAACCUACAGUAACUCAUCAGGUUCUAAGUCACCGGAUGAUUGCAUCGCUUGUGACCCCGGAUACUACUGUGCUGGUGACAACAACCCCGAGCCCACAGGCCCCUGCAACCCCGGGUACUACUGCACCGGAGGCUCUGGUACCAGCAUCCAACACGAGGUCCCAGAGGGCCACUACAGCGGCAGUGCUGCGUACAAGGCCGAACCGUGCGAACGCGGCACCUACACGACCGCCACAGCGUCUUCGUCCUGUUUGGACUGCCCUCAGGGGGCGUAUUGUAACGAGUCUGGGACUGCAACUCCGCAGCCGUGUCUUAGUGGUCAUUACUGUCCGCCACGGACUAUUAUACCCAUUCCAUGCCCAGAGGGUACAUAUCGUGUAGAGCCCAGUGCUCAGGAGGUUGGAGACUGCCCUUCAUGUCCACCAGGGAAGUAUUGUGGUGAGACUGGCCUGUCCACCUGGAGUGGGGACUGUGCUGCUGGACACUACUGCAUCGGAGGAGCUGACACCUCGCAUCCGUAUAUAACAGAAUGUGCCAAUUCCACUAUACUCGGGGGUGGGGAGUGUCCGGCCGGAUACUACUGCCCAGAGGGGACCGAGACGCCCAUCUCCUACCCAUGCGAGAAUGGAACCUUCCUGAACGUGACCGGAGGUCAGGAGAUGGCCGACUGCUUGGACUGCCCAGGAGGCGAGGUCUGCGGAGGAUAUGCACUUACCGAACCCAAUGAGCUCUGUGCACCAGGGUACUUCUGUAUCGGCAAGGCCAAGACCAAGUACCCCACGGAUGGAGACUCUGGGAACAUCUGCCCCGUCGGUCACUACUGUCCCGAGAGUUCCCCUGCGGCCAUGAGAUGUCCGGACGGGGAGUUCAACAAUAUAACUGGAAGAGCGGAAUGUUUCACUUGCCCACAAGGAUUCUACUGUGCCGACGGUGAGCGUCUCCUGGAAUGCCCACGAGGUCAUUACUGUCCCGAGGGUACCGGUAGCAACGGGUCCAUCCCCUGCCCCCGUGGGACUUACAAUCCGGACCUGGGACUAGCCUCGGAGGACCAGUGCCAGCCCUGUGCUCCAGGGUACUACUGCACCCAGCUUGGGGCCUACUCAUUUGGAAUAGCGAACGCAUCGGCAGGUCCGUGUGAUCCUGGCUUCUUUUGCCAAUCAGGUGUGAACAUCAUCAACCCGGACGGCGAGACCAACAGCGGGAUCGGCGGACCGUGCCCUCAAGGUUUCUUCUGUCCGCAGCAGACCUCCAUUCCUCAGCCGUGCCCAAACGGGACCUACUCAGACGCCCUCUAUCUGUCCGAGGAGUCACAGUGCGAGGCAUGUGAUCCAGGGUUCUACUGCGGUACUUAUAACCUGACUGGACCACAGGCUCCCUGCGAUCCUGGGUUCUACUGUCACUACGGCUCCUCCUAUCCCAACCCCAUCGGAGACGACAUCACUGGCGCUCCUUGUCCCGUGGGGACCUACUGCGAGGCAGGGUCCAGCGAGCCCAUCGGCUGCCCGCCGGGAACAUACAACGAGAACACCCAACAGUCGGAAUGCCAGACCUGUCAGGGUGGCUGGUAUUGUCCUGGAAACGUGUCCAACUUCAGGCCAUUCGACUGCCCAGCCGGUUUCUACUGCCCUAAUGGUACCGAGCACGCUUAUCAAUACCCAUGUCCAAAGGGAACCUACCGACCCAACGAGAACGGGCACACCCUGGCGGACUGUACCAUUUGUGAUCCAGGGAAGUACUGUGCUUACGAGGGAAACACCACAGUCACCGGAGACUGCGAUGAAGGUUUCUUCUGUAUCCAAGGUGCUUGGACUGCUCAACCGAUGGACUUUGACAACUACACCGAUGGCGAUUGCCUCUGUCCUAGCUUGAGCACUGGAGGGCGCUGUCAGCCUGGUUACUACUGUCCACGAGGAUCGAUUGAACCGGAGGAAUGCACAGAAGGAAACUAUUGUGACGUUGAAGGUCUAGCCGAUGUAGCAGGGAAGUGUAUGGAAGGCUUCUAUUGCAUCAGCACAGCAGUGAGACCUGAUCCUACGGAUGGUAUCACGGGUGAUAUAUGCCCUAGAGGAAGAUACUGCGGAAAUGGAACUGGAGCCAACCCUUCUAUGUGCCCAUCUGGGACUUAUUCCAACAGCACUGGUCUAAUGAUAGAGUCCCAAUGCACAGACUGUACAGCAGGGUCCUACUGUGAAGCUCCUGGACUAACACAACCAACUGGACUGUGUGAUCCAGGUUAUUACUGCCCAACCGGUCAGUCCUCUAGCAGCCCCUUCCCCUGCGGUGAAGGGUAUUACUGCGAGGAAGGCAGUGCCAAUGAGACCGCUUGCGUAUCAGGGACCUACCAGGACGAUACCGGACAGUCAUCAUGCAAACUCUGCAAUGGAGGAUACUACUGUGACGUGGCCGAUGCCCCCAUCUCGAUCUACACCAUCUACCCUUGUCCCGUGGGGCACUACUGCAUGAAUGGAACCGAGUUCAGCACCCAGUACCCCUGCCCAGCCGGAACGUACAACCCCUCAGAAAGACUGGAGAGGGAGGGUCAGUGCUUAGACUGUCCUCCUGGAAAGUUCUGCGACACACCGGGCCAGGAUAAUUAUAUGGGCGACUGUACUGCAGGCUAUUGGUGCAUCGGGGCAUCGUCAAGUGCCACGCCCGACGACGAUGUGACUGGGGUGGAGUGUCCUGCAGGGAAAUACUGCAUAGAAGGCACUCCGGCCCCAGAGAACUGUCCAGUUGGGACGUGGUCUGAUAGCCUUGGUCUAGAGAAGGCCAGCGACUGCUACCCAUGUUCAGGCGGCUUCUACUGCAACGGCACCGGACUGACAGCUCCGUCAGGACCAUGUGAUCCAGGCUAUUACUGCUCCACCAAUGCAUCCACGGCCACACCCGAGGAUGGCGGCAUCACCGGUGACCCUUGCACGACCGGUCACUACUGCCCCGGUCAGACAACCUCACCGUUGCCAUGUGAGGCAGGGACCUACACUACCGAGACGCAUCGUAGCGAGUGCGAUACCUGUCCGGCCGGAUUCUUCUGCACAACAGGAUACGAACCAGAGGAGUGUCCACAUGGCUUCUACUGUCCGGCUGGAACCGGUUACGACUGGCAGCCCUGCCCGACGGGAUCCUUCUCCAACAUGGCUGGCCUGGCCAAUGAGACCCAGUGCACCCUCUGCUCACCAGGGAAGUUCUGCUCUGAGCUCAACGCGACCAUGGUAACGGCAGACUGCGAGGCAGGGUACUUCUGCACUGAGGGGUCGGACACCGCUACGCCUGAGGUCACUUUUAAAGGAGUGGCUGGAGUAUGUCCCGAGGGUUCCUACUGUCCAGAAGGCUCGGACACUCCCACACCGUGUCCAAGAGGAACGUUUGGAAAUGUCACCAAACUGACCAACUCAAGUGAGUGCACACAGUGUCUAUACAGCCAGUACUGUGAAGUCUUUGGCUUGACCGCUCCGACCGGUGACUGCUACGCCGGGUUCUACUGCCUACGAGGCGCCAAAGAUCCCAACAAUCCGACAGUCGAUUCGACCGGCGGUCCUUGCCCCGUUGGUCACUACUGUCCAAACGGGACGUCGUAUCCACUGGACUGCGAGGCUGGAACGUACAACAACCAGACCGGUCAGUCAGAGUGUGACCCAUGUCCAGCAGGGUAUUACUGUGAAAGCGGUGAUGUCCACUACAGCGACACCCCAUGUCCAACUGGUCACUACUGUCCAGAGGGCACCAAGUCCUCCUACGAGUUCCCUUGCCCCAAGGGCUACUACAACGACUAUGAGGGCAAACACGACCUGGUGGACUGCAAGCCAUGUACACCUGGUCAAUACUGUGGCACUACCGGUCUUAGCACCCCUACUGACCCUUGCGCCCCGGGCUGGUACUGUAUCCGAGGGGCGUGGUCAAGCAUGCCAACAGAUUACGGCUUCAACAACAUCACCACCUCCUGCUUCUGUUCGUCCAAUGCCACUGGAGGGCAGUGUUCGCCUGGAGAGUUCUGUCCCGAGGGAUCCAUUGAACCUACAAGUUGCACACCUGGCUACUAUUGCGAAGAAUACGGAAUGUCUAACGUCACUGGACCGUGCGACCCUGGCUACUACUGUACCCUGGGGGCUUACGAAGCCACACCCACGGACAACGUCACCGGAGCCGUGUGUCCCACGGGCCACUACUGUCCCGAGGCGACCUAUGACCCCAUACCAUGCCCAGCCGGUUACUAUAGCAACACCACAAGGAAUAUGGAACUGGGCGAUUGUAUGCCAUGCUUGCCAGGCUACUACUGCGAGGGUUCCGGCCUGCCCGAGCCAACCGGACCUUGCCAGGCUGGUUACUACUGCCCUGGUGGUCAGAAUACUUCUCAGCCAACAGAAUAUACAUGUACCCCGGGUCACUACUGUGAGGUCGGCAGCUCUGACCUUACCUCAUGUGCUUCCGGGUCGUACCAAGAUGACUUUGGAAUGGAUAUGUGCAAGACCUGUCCUGCAGGCUUCUACUGUGAUGCGACGCUCCAGAAUGAUACCUUCUGCAGCCACAGUGUCCAGAACCCACAGCCAUGUCCCGAAGGCCACUACUGCCCCUCUGGCACCAAAUACGCCAUGGAGUACGCUUGUCCCAAUGGAACCUUUAGUGACCAGACCGGUCUCCAGAUUGCGGGCGACUGCACACCUUGUUCUGGUGGAAUGUAUUGCGCCCGCGAGGGUUUGACCGCGCCAUUUGGCGAGUGCGAGGCAGGGUAUUACUGCAUUCUGGGCGCAUCGUCGCCUACGCCGAGGGAUGGAGUCACAGGGGAUAUUUGUCCUGUUGGAACAUACUGUCCUGCAGGAUCAAACAAGACGUACGACUGUCCACCAUCAACGUACAACCCUACAGAAGGACGUGAGUCCAUCUCAGAAUGUCUUGGCUGUGACGCAGGUGAAUACUGUCCUUCGUACGGCUUGAACGCCACAGCAGGUGACUGUGAUGCAAGAUUCUACUGCGCUGGCAACGCUACUUCGGCAUCACCUACUGAUGGAGACACAGGUGAUGAAUGUCCAGUGGGUCACUACUGUCCAGCAGGGUCAUCUCAGCCGAUCCAAUGUGAACCAGGAACGUAUACUGACACAACACAGAAUGAAGCUUGUCUUCAAUGCACUCCUGGACACUACUGUAUUACAGGCUCCAACCCUGAGGACUGUCCGGCAGGUUUCUAUUGUCCUGAGGGAACUGGACAUGUAUGGCAGUCUUGCCCUAUCGGGACAUUCAGUUCAUCCACUGGUCUGGCUAACGAAACCCAAUGCACUCAGUGCACUGCUGGACAUUAUUGUGACAUGGUCAACGCUACUACAGUAGCAGGUGACUGUGAUGCUGGUUUCUACUGCAGGAGCGGUUCCGACGCCCGGCAGCCCAGUGAGUCGUCCCGCGGUGAUGCAGGAGUGUGUCCAGAGGGCUACUACUGCAUCCAAGGCACCGGGGAACCUGAGCCUUGUCCCGCCUCCACCUUCAACAAUGCUACCGGUAUCGCAAGUUUGGAAGAAUGCCAAGACUGCUUGGAAGGCCACUACUGUGAGAUUCCAGGCCUGAGCUACCCCAGCGGUCAAUGUGACCCGGGCUUCUACUGCCACCUCGGUUCCAACUCCUCCAACCCUAGCGUCGCCUCAUCCACCGGAGGACCCUGCCCCACCGGCUCGUUCUGCGUCGGGGGCAACAGCGACUAUGUCCUCUGCUCGCCGGGAUACUACCAGCCUAAUGAGAGGGAGGACAACUGCCUGGACUGCCCCGCUGGUCAUUACUGCGAAGAGGGUAGCUCAAACUAUACCGUCUGUCCUACAGGUCACUUCUGUCCGCAGAACACCGAGUUUGCGGCUCAGAAUCCCUGCAACAAUGGAACGUUCAACAAUGCUACGGGAGGCAGUAACGUGGAUGCCUGCGAGCUCUGCCCACCCGGAAUGUACUGCCCUGAACGAGGAAUGGAAGAACCCGCUGGUCUGUGCUCUGACGGCUGGUAUUGCAUCCUGGGAGCCUGGAAGGAUAUGCCAACAUCUCUAGGAAACGAUACUGAGUUUGGCUGUGCCUGCCCUAAUGACACCACAGGAGGGCGCUGCAUUGCCGGAACGUACUGUCCGGCCGGUUCAUCGCAACCAAUACAGUGUGAUCCCGGGUAUUACUGCCGCUAUGACGAGCUUGCGAAUGUCAGCGGCCUUUGUGAGGCCGGCCAUUACUGCAGCGGUAGCACCAUCUUGUCCAACCCAGACAAUGAAACCACAGGUGAUGUCUGCCCUAAGGGACAUUACUGCCCGGAGGGAAGCUACGAUGCUCGGCCAUGUAAACCAGGAACGUUCACCAACCAGUACAGCAAUCAGGCUGAAGACGACUGCCAGCCGUGCACCGCUGGCAUGUACUGUGCAGGCUGGGGCCGAGCCUUGCCCAACGCGGAAUGCGACGUCGGCUGGUUCUGCCACGCUAGCUCGACGGCUGCCCAACCCAACGGCAGCCAGUGUCUCUCCGGUCAUCGUUGCCCCGUGGGUAGCCCUGAUCAGAUCCCUUGCCCCUCGGGCGAGUAUCAGCCAUUCGUGGAGCAGGGCGAGUGUGUGGAGUGUCCUGCAGGCUCGUACUGUGAUAGUAACGAGGCUAUCGACGAGGAGCAGAGCGGCGUUGGAGCACCCUCGCAUGGUGUGGUCACGCCCAAGGUUUGCCCUGCAGGUUUCUACUGUCCGAAUGGUACAGAGACAUCACGGGAGUUCCCCUGUCCAGUGGGCACCUACAGCAACACCACAGGUCUGGAGAGUGAGGCGGAAUGCAGAGAUUGCCCCGAAGGCUUUUACUGCGAGGCUGAAAACAUCACCGAGCCCACCGGCCUCUGCAGCCCGGGCUACUUCUGCGUCCUCCGGGCUUACACUCCCCAACCCGACGGCUUGGACGCCACCGGGGGCCCCUGUGAACAGGGCACCUACUGCACAGAGGGGUCCUCCUACCCCGCUCACUGCCCCAAGGGAACGUUCGGUCACGUGGACAAGCUGCCGGCUGAAUCCAACUGCACGGACUGCUGGCCGGGGUAUUACUGCAUGGAAGUGGGUCUGACUGAACCCAAUGGGACUUGCUACCCAGGCUUUUAUUGUUCACUAGCGGCCAUCGAGCCCAACCCGACAGGUCAAUCCUAUGGUGACGUGUGUCCAGUCGGUCACUACUGUCCCGAGGGUAGCUACGCACCAGAGCCAUGUCUAGCAGGUACCUACCAGCCUCACGAUAUGAUGACGAACGAUACGGCGUGCCUGCCCUGUACAUCGGGCAUGUACUGCAAUACCACGGGUCAAGCAGCAGAGACAGGUGAAUGCUAUGCCGGGUUCUACUGCACCCUCGGAGCAAGCAACCCCGCCCCACAGGAUGGCGUGACGGGUAAUAUCUGCCCCCCUGGGUCUUACUGUGAGCAAGGCUACCCCACCCAUGUCUACUGCCCCAACGGAACCUACACCAAUUACUCUGGGGCAGACGCCUGUGAUGAUUGCCCUCAAGGAUACUACUGCGUGAAUCGCGACCGAGCUGACCCUUGUAUCACCGGUCACUACUGUCCAGCUAAGACCGGUGCUGACCUUCACAAGUGUCCUCAGGGCACCUACAAUCCUCAGAUGGGUAUAUACCAAGAGGGCCAGUGCCUCCAGUGCGACGGGGGCAAUUACUGCCAGGAACCGGGGCUGUCCGACGUCUCGGGCAACUGCUCGGCUGGACACUACUGUGAAUACGGAGUGGACAUGCCAGAGCCGACAGGUGUCGGUAACACUGGACUAGGCAACAUUUGCCCACAGGGCCACUAUUGCCCCGAGGGCAGUGUUGUCCCGCUCGGUUGCCCCGCAGGCCACUACACAGAGCUUACAACCCAGGAGACGUGCACAGCCUGCCCCGAGGGCUACUACUGUCUUCAGAACGCAACGACAUAUGAGGAUACUAUCUGCCCAGAAGGUUAUUAUUGCCCAGAGAUGACUGCCAGUCAAUACGAGAACCCAUGUCCUAUGGGAUCUUACAACCCGGUCAACGGAAGCAACGAUCUUGAAGACUGUCUCUCCUGUCCACCUGGUGAAUUCUGUGAAACCGAUGGCCUAAGCGCACCUUCAGGUAACUGCAGUGAUGGGUGGUACUGCACAGGAGGAUCCUACAUGGCCGAACCCCAACAAUCAGACAACGCCACCGACCUGUCCGAGUGCUCUUGCCCCCUUACCAAUUACACUGGGGGCAAGUGCUGGCCGGGAACGUAUUGUCCCAGUGGAAGUUACUACCCGGUGCCCUGCGAUGCCGGAUCCUAUUGUAUGGACUAUGGAUUGGCUGAGCCUCAGGCUCUUUGUGAUGCAGGUUAUUACUGUAAUGGUAGUGCUUCCCAGCCUGAUCCUGACUAUGGUAUCUGUCCAGAGGGAUACUACUGUGUGGAAGGAUCGCCUACACCUACGCCAUGCCCGGCAGGGACAUUCUCUAACACCACACAGAACACUGAACGCUCCAACUGUCUGGACUGCAUCUCCGGCAUGUACUGUGCCGGCAACGCCUUGACCGCUCCUUCAGACGAAUGCGAUCAGGGCUACUACUGCCCGGCUGGUCAAGACACGGCCGCACCCGAGGAGUAUAACUGUACCAUUGGUCACUUGUGCGUGACGGGCAGCCCUGACCCAAGCCCUUGUCCGUCCGGAGAGUACCAGGAUGAAGUAGGAGCAUGGGAGUGUAAGGAGUGCAGCCAAGGAUACUACUGCGACGCAAACGAAGCGGCCACAUUCUAUGGCGUUGUAUCUCACGGUGUCGUCAACCCGACGGUCUGCCCAGCCGGUUCCUACUGUCCACCUGGCACGGAAUCUGCCACGCAGUUCCCCUGCCCCUACGGAACCUUCAGCAACAGGACCCAGCGGGACAGUGCAGAUGACUGCCAGGCCUGUCCUGGAGGCACCUACUGUGAUGAUCUAGGCUUGAUCGAAUACAAGGACCUGUGUGAUGCGGGCUUUGUGUGCGUGUCCGGUGCGAACAACUCCCAUCCCAUCGACGGAGAGACAGGUUACGAAUGCCUGCCAGGCUACUACUGUCCAAAGGGUUCAGACCAGGGGGUUAAGUGUCCACAGGGAACGUUCAGUAAUGAGACGGGACUGGAAAACGUUACAGAGUGUGAACUGUGCACCCCUGGUUAUUACUGCUUAACUGAAGGACUGACUACCCCUAGUGGAGAGUGUCAGGAGAGCCACUACUGCACUCUGGGGGCCAUCAAUCCCAACCCCUCUGGGGAGAGCUACGGUGACGACUGCCCCGCUGGGUCAUACUGCCCCGAGGGUAGCCCCGCACCGGAGAACUGUCCAACGGGGACCUACAAUCCUCUGUCUAACCAGGCCAACUUGACCGAUUGCUUGGAUUGCCCCGGCGGCAAGUACUGUGCGGAACAGGGCAUGACAAACUACACAGGUGACUGUGAUGCUGGUUUCUACUGUGUGGGAGGGGCUGAUAAUGCCACACCCAUGGGCGGUGAUACCGGUGAUGUUUGUCCGGCAGGAGCAUUCUGUGUCCAAGGAAGCAGCUACUAUGAACCCUGCGCAGAUGGUGACUACAUGAACCACACCCAAGCCGAUGCCUGCUACACCUGUCCCGCCCGCUACUACUGCUACUCCAACAAGAUCAACCCGCUGCCUUGCCCAAUGGGAUACUUCUGUCCCCUGGGAACGGCGCUACCCGAUGACCUUUGCCCUAUGGGUACCUACGGUCCAACAGAGGAGCUAGCGACAGCAGACGAGUGUGCCCAGUGCGACCCUGGAUACUAUUGCGACACACCGGGUAGGGUCAACGUGACUGGACCCUGUACCUCAGGAUAUUACUGUGAGACUGGUGUGAACACACCCGCCCCCAACAGCAAUAACACUGGAGUUGGAGGACCAUGCCCAGAGGGAACGUACUGUCCCGGAGCCACUCCAGAACCCAUCUCCUGCGAGGCUGGAACCUACAACUCACUCACCACCAAGGCUGCUUGCCUGGACUGUGAACAAGGCUACUACUGCGUCGCCAACUCAACCACCUACAUGGAUUCACCAUGCCCUAGAGGUUAUUACUGCCCAACUGGAACGGAAUACUCCACACAGUACCCAUGCCCUGCAGGGACAUAUAACAACAGGACCAGAGCCGAUGACGUCUUUGACUGUAUGCCUUGUACAGCUGGCAAGUACUGUGAAGGCGAUGGGAACGAUGUCCCGACUGCUGACUGUGCCCCAGGCUGGUACUGCACCCGGGGUGCCUACAGCAGCAAACCUCAACCGGAGGUGAAUGAGACUCUCAUCUCAGAGCUCAUGGUGGACUGUCCAGUCUACUCGCUCAACAGCACUGGAGACAUAUGCCCACCAGGUACAUACUGCCCUCAAGGUUCAGACCAACCACUGCAAUGCCCUCCUGGAGAGUUCUGUGAGGAUUACGCCAACGCCAUCCCCGACGGUGACUGCGUGGCGGGAUAUUUCUGCAACGGAAGCGCGGAGGUUCGCAACCCCGUGACCUGCUCACCGGGAUACUACUGCCCCGAGGGAACAACCAUUGAGGAACCUUGCCCACCAGGAACAUUCUCACCAUUUUCGAUGAACACCAACAUCAGCGACUGCUUGCUGUGUACCGCUGGUAUGUACUGCGAGAACUACGGCCUGGACAGCCCUACGGCCGAGUGCGCCGCUGGCUACUACUGCCCCGAGGGCCAGAACACGUCGCAGCCGACGGACCUGGCCUGUAGCCCCGGGCACUUCUGUCAGCAGGGCAGCUGGAACCAGACCGGUUGCCCGUCGGGCUACUACCAGCCCCACUGGAAGCAGAGCGAUUGUGAUGUCUGCCCCGAGGGGUCCUACUGCAAGGCAUUUGGGGACUACGAGACCUUGGAUGCCGAAAACAUCACCGAAUCUGGCAACUUCACCGGCCGUUACCGCAGUUACCGGGGCGUGGACGUUCCCGCAAUCUGUCCAGGAGGGUCAUACUGCCCCGAGGGAACGGAAUUCGGCACCCAGUACCUAUGCCUUGAAGGAACAUACAGCAACCAGACUGGACUUUACAACGAGACACAGUGCACGCUGUGUGAACCUGGAAUGUACUGCCCUGGAGAAGGAAACAUCACCCCAUUCGACUACUGCGCCCCAGGCCACUACUGCACCCAGGGAGCGUCCAGUGCCACGCCCAUCGACGGAGUCACAGGUGACGAGUGUCCAGCGGGUCGGUACUGCGAGACCGGUAGCAUCACAGGAGUGGGCUGCCCCAAGGGUACAUUUAGUAACCAGACUGGUCUGAUGGGUGCUGACCAAUGCUGGAAUUGCACCGCUGGUCACUUCUGUGGCCGUACUGGAUUGACCGCUGUCUCCGGACCAUGCUGGGCAGGCUACUAUUGCUUGGGCUCAUCUGAGGAAGCCGCCCCAGUGGGCAAGGCCUAUGGAGACGUCUGCACACCGGGCCACUACUGCCCCAAUGGGACGGACGUCCCGGAGCCCUGCCCUCCAGGAACUUUCCUUGACAUUGCAGAAGCGGAGGAAUUAGAUGACUGUGUGCUCUGUAGUGCAGGAUCUUACUGCGAGACCCCCGGCAAGACCAAUGUGACGGCUGAAUGUUCGGAAGGCUUCUACUGCUCAGGGGGCUCCAAUCAGAGUAACCCACAGGAUGGAAUCACAGGUGACAUCUGCCCAGCCGGUUACUUCUGCGAGCUUGGCUCCGUAGCCCCCGUCCCAUGCCCCAACGGAACCUAUGUCAACCACACCGGAGCAGCUGCAUGCUACGUCUGUCCCGCUGGCCGACAGUGUAUCCACGGCGACACCGCUGACCUUUGCCCCCAGGGCUACUACUGUCCCGAGGGCACGGGCCACGACGCCAUCGCCUGCCCUGCUGGCUACUUUGGCAACAGCAGCGGGUUGGCCCAGGAAUCAGAGUGCACGCCUUGCACAGGUGGAUAUUACUGCAGCACACCUGGUCUCGGUCGUGAAGACAGCCAAUGCACGCAAGGCUUCUAUUGCGAAUACGGUGUCGACGUGGCCACGCCUUCUGGUAGCCAUACCGGAGUGGGCGGAGUCUGUCCUGAAGGAAGCUACUGCCCGACGGGUUCGGUUCUUCCUUUGGAGUGUGACGCUGGCACCUACACCAGUAGCCCACAGCAAUCCUCAUGUGAUGCAUGCACAGCCGGCUACUACUGUCCAUCCAACACCAGUGACCCUACCAUAGCAAUCCUCAUGUGA